AUGAAGGCAUUGAAAGAGGUACCGUCACCCGUGCUGACACAAUUCAAAGAUCGGCCUCUGCCCAUCUGUACCCCUUACACAUUUACCCACGGGGAUCUCAACUGCCAAAACAUUCUUGUCAAGGAUGGCGAACUAGUCGGCAUCCUAGAUUGGGAAUCGGCUGGUCAUUUCCCUGUCUGGUGGGAGUAUGUGGCUACCAGUAUUGGUUUCACGGCAGAAGAUGCGGAGUGGAAGGCAUUGCUGCGUGUGCGUCUGUCUGGGUAUGAGGAAGGAAGAGAGUUUUGGCGAGAUCUCUAUGCUCUUUCUAGAUAUCCGAAUCUGAUUGAAAGAGGACAGGCUUUUGUUGACCGUUUGCUUUGUGCAGAGCAGGCUGCGGAUGGUAAGCUGGCUUCAACUGGUUGA
Molecule: messenger RNA, 402 nt
Organism: Aspergillus oryzae RIB40
Lineage: Eukaryota; Fungi; Ascomycota; Eurotiomycetes; Eurotiales; Aspergillaceae
Exons: 2
Coding region: 1-402 (133 amino acids)
Source: RefSeq, a predicted model, not a curated record